AUGGGGUCAUUGGAUGAAGGGGCGCCUUUGAAUCUAGACCUUGAGAUCGGAUUGAAAAACGGUUCCUUUGAGCUUCCCUUCGAGCACCAACCAGAGACUUUAGCUAUCCAAGACGCUGUCAAGCUUCUCCUCCAAUGUCUUCACGAAGAUGUCAACAGAGAAGGCAUCAAAAAGACUCCUUUUCGUGUCGCCAAGGCCCUUCGUGAAGGCACCAGAGGUUAUAAGUUAAAGGUGAAGGAGUAUGUACAGAGUGCUCUGUUUCCAGAAGCAGGGCUAGAUGAAGGAGUUGGACAAGCAGGAGGAGUGGGAGGACUUGUUGUUGUUAGAGAUUUAGAUCAUUACUCUUACUGUGAGUCUUGCUUGCUUCCUUUUCAUGUCAGGUGUCACAUUGGUUAUGUUCCAUCUGAGCAACGUGUCUUAGGAUUGAGUAAGUUCUCUAGAGUCGCUGAUGUUUUCGCUAAGAGGCUCCAAGAGCCUCAGCGUUUGGCUGAUGAGAUAUGCUCUGCUCUUCAGCAUUGGGUGAAACCGUCUGGUGUCGCUGUUGUUCUGCAAUGCUCUCACAUUCACUUCCCAAGCUUGGACUUUGACUCGUCAAGCCAUGAUGGGUUUGUGAAGCUAAUGGUUUCCUCUGGGUCAGGAGUUUUUGAGGAUGAAAGGUCGAGUCUUUGGGGUGAGUUUCUGAGUUUCUUGAAGUUUAGAGGCGUGAAGACACAAGCUAACGGCUCUGUGAAAGAGUGGUGUCCGAGCGUUAAGUCUAAACUCUUGCUUGAAGAGGAUCAAGAAAUGGUUUCUGCGGUUGUUACCAUUCUGAAAUCAUUAGGAGAAGAUCCAUCAAGAAAAGAACUCAUUGCUACACCCUCUCGGUUCCUCAAGUGGAUGAUGAACUUCCAAAACGUUAACCUCGAGAUGAAGCUAAACGGCUUUAGCUCUGUUAAAGCCAAUGGCGAGAUUCGAGAGAAGAAGCUGCACUGUGAACUAAACUUGCAGUUUUGGUCAAUGUGUGAGCAUCAUUUGCUUCCUUUCUAUGGAGUUGUUCAUGUUGGCUACUAUUGCACUGAAGGAUCUAACAGCAAUGCUAUUGCAAGCUCGCUCGUGAAAUCUAUUGUACACUUUUACGGGUUCAAGCUUCAAGUGCAAGAGAGGAUGACUAGACAGAUAGCUGAGAAGCUAUCACCUCUUGUUGGUGGUGAUGUGAUUGUAGUAGCAGAAGCAGGGCAUACUUGUAUGAUCUCUAGAGGGAUUGAGAAGUUUGGAAGCAGCACUGCUACUAUUGCAGUUUUGGGUCAGUUUUGUAAUGACAGUCCAGCAAGAGCAGCGUUUCUAGACAAGGUCCAUACAACAAGUGCCUUGUAA
This is a messenger RNA of Eruca vesicaria subsp. sativa (arugula), 1353 nucleotides long. The record is from the annotation of a GenBank genome assembly. Lineage: Eukaryota; Viridiplantae; Streptophyta; Magnoliopsida; Brassicales; Brassicaceae.